Molecule: messenger RNA, 2797 nt
Organism: Clarias gariepinus (North African catfish)
Lineage: Eukaryota; Metazoa; Chordata; Actinopteri; Siluriformes; Clariidae
Gene: srpk1a
Product: SRSF protein kinase 1a
Exons: 16
Coding region: 89-1993 (634 amino acids)
Biological process (GO): regulation of mRNA processing; spliceosomal complex assembly; protein phosphorylation
Molecular function (GO): ATP binding; protein kinase activity
Source: RefSeq, a predicted model, not a curated record
CAGGCUCGCGCGCACACACACACACCCGCGUGCGCUCGAGAAGCUGCGCAGGCGCGUGGAGCCUCGAGCCACCAUCUACCCGGCCAACAUGGAGAGAAAAGUUCUUGCCCUCCAGGCCAGGAAGAAAAGGGGAAAAGCCAAGAAAACAACCAAGAAACCAGCUCAUCAACCGAGGGGGGCAUCUCAGCAGCAGCAACCGCAGCAGCAACAACAGCAGCAGCAGCAGCUCCCUGCAGAACCUCAGCAGCAGGAGCCUGAAGAGGAGAUUCUGGGCUCUGACGAUGAGGAGCAGGAAGAUCCCAGUGACUACUGCAAAGGUGGCUACCACCCUGUAAAAAUAGGAGACCUGUAUAAUGGGAAGUAUCAUGUAAUUCGUAAGCUAGGCUGGGGCCAUUUUUCCACAGUGUGGCUUGCUUGGGACAUUCAAGGGAAGCGGUUUGUGGCAAUGAAAGUGGUAAAGAGUGCAGAGCACUAUACAGAGACAGCCCUGGAUGAGAUAAAGCUGCUCAGAUCUGUAAGGAACACUGACCCUGAUGAUCCAAACAGGGAGAUGGCGGUUCAGCUGUUGGAUGAUUUUAAAAUCUCUGGGGUGAAUGGAACUCAUGUGUGCAUGGUAUUUGAGGUGUUAGGACACCAUUUACUCAAGUGGAUUAUCAAGUCUAACUAUCAAGGUUUACCCCUCCCUUGCGUCAAAAGCAUCAUUCGGCAGGUUUUGCAGGGCCUCGAUUACUUGCACACAAAGUGUAAGAUUAUCCACACAGACAUAAAGCCAGAGAACAUACUGAUGAGUGUGAAUGAGUCAUAUGUAAGAAGACUUGCAGCUGAAGCCACAGAGUGGCAGAAAGCUGGCGCGCCUCCUCCCUCUGGAUCAGCAGUGAGUACAGCACCAGUACCUAAACAAGCAUCCAAAAUGUCUAAGAACAAAAAGAAGAAGUUGAAGAAGAAGCAGAAGCGACAAGCAGAGCUGCUGGAGAAAUGUAUUCAGGACCUAGAAGAAAUGGAAAAUGGCCCAGAGGGUGCAGAAGAGGAGGAUGACGACCCACAAUCACCCAAGUCACCUAUUUAUGCACCUCUUAGACAAGCCUCUAUGCAGGAUAUUGGUGAAGAGGAAGUAAUAGGUAACCCUAAAGAGUGUCUGAUCUCGGGUGCUUCAGAUGAGCUCAACUGUAAUGGCUACCUGUCUGCCAGCCAAACCCUACCCGAGGAAGAACUAGAUGAAGUCAAGCAACAAAUGCAGCUAAAGAAGGAGGACCAGCACCAUGUUAAUGCAAAACCUUCAAUUGACAUUUCCCAGAGCCCUUAUGAGUACUGUAAUGGGCUGUACUCUUCUGAACCUGAUCAGAGCCACAAUAGUCGUGACAUGAGGGAGGAGGGAGAUGACAAAUUGCAAGGAAGGCCAGUGCCUGCCAGAGAAAAGCAGUCCACACCAGAGAAUGCCAAACUCCCAGCAGGGUGUCUUUUAGUCAAUCCCUUGGAACCACUAAAUUCAGACAAGAUCAAGGUCAAGAUUGCAGACUUGGGCAAUGCAUGCUGGGUGCACAAACACUUCACCGAGGACAUUCAGACGAGGCAGUAUCGCUCCCUGGAGGUGCUGAUAGGAGCAGGUUACAGUACACCAGCUGAUAUAUGGAGCACCGCUUGUAUGGCGUUUGAACUGGCCACUGGGGACUACUUGUUUGAACCGCACUCUGGUGAAGAUUACUCCAGAGAUGAAGAUCAUAUUGCUUUGAUCAUUGAGCUGCUGGGGAUGGUCCCACGCAAACUCAUAAUAGCAGGAAAAUACUCCAAGGACUUUUUCACCAAGAAAGGUGAACUGAAGCACAUCACCAAGUUGAAGCCGUGGGGUCUGUUAGAGGUGUUGUUGGACAAGUAUGAGUGGUCCCGCGAGGAUGCAGAGACCUUUGCAGAUUUCCUGCUCCCCAUGCUUGAACUCAUCCCUGAGAAACGAGCCACAGCGGCCGAAUGUCUGCGCCACCCCUGGCUUGCCCUCUAGUGGCUCCUGUAAGCCACUGCAGACGUAUUGUCCUCCACUUCCACACAAGACUGCAACGUAUCACUUUCCAGUUUGAGUGCUUACCUUUUAGUACUUGUACUUUGUUUGUCUGUGGUUUCCUGUUUGAAUCUCCUGGGGAAUUUUUUUUCCUGGUGAUUUUAUCACCUAUGACUUAUUUCCUGAGGCAGUGUUUGUCCUCAAACUUUUCUUUUCCCUCUAAAUUUGCACAACAGUUUUAGGGAACAUCUCUUGUAUUAUUCAGGCUGUGUGCUACAUGCUAAAAGGUCAAAUUUCUGUAUUUUGCUAGGCUUUUACUGAACAUGGAGUUGAUGUAAGGGCACAUAAUGUGGGUUACAUGUUUCCUAGUUUUGGGAGCACUCACAUCAGAGAUAGAAAAUGAACCAUUGGGUUUACAUCAUAACUGUAGAAAAAGCAAUUCAAUCAUUUGUAGUUUAUUUCAGGAAAUGCCAUACCACUGUGUAAUAUUUUUGUCUCAAAAAGUGUCAGUUGUUUCCUUUUUAUAUGUGGUGUUUUUGGUCAAAUCUGAGUACAUUUGGAGGGUUGCUUUCUCGCUUUCUAUGCUUCCAGAAAAUGAGUUGCUGUUAAACACCACCCAGAAGAUGGUUGUGAAAAGUGUGCGCGUGUGUAUGUUUGUCUUGUCUGUGUAUAUAUGUGUACCAAAGAGUUUGCCUUGAUCUGUAUAUUACAGCCAUGUACAGUUUUUAAAGAAAACCUACUAUUGUUAACUAAGAUUAUUUAGCUGGACAGUAAUGUUUUAAUAAAAUAUUUGGGAGAUGGGUGAAA